UCUUAUAGUAAUCUUAUAAUAUUAGGUAUUAUUUGUAUCUAUCUAUUUUAUUGAUAGUAAUUUAUUGCAAGUUUAAUGUUGAUCAUUCUAUGUUUUCGGUAACAAAUAAAUCAAAACCAUAUUUUAAUAUUAUUAUUAAUUUAUUUUCAUAAUAUUAUUGUUUAUUUACUUGAAACGUUUAGCGAUUAUCAUUUUUCAAUAUAAAUUUUACUACCUAAGCAUUUACAUAAUGGCCGUAUCGGCAGCUGCUGCCUUACUUGAUGAACUUAUGGGACGAAAUCGGAAUGAUGGCCCGAAUGCCCAAAAGAAACCAGUACAUUGGGCAGACUCUGAGGUAACUUAGUUUUUCUAUAAACAUCAACACAUUCGAAACAUUUUCUAUUUUAAUAUAGACAAAUAAAUUACAUAACUUCUUAUUUAUCAAAAAGGUUUAUAAUGCGAUUUUAUUAAAUUUAAUGUUUCACAUAUUAAUACAUUUAAUAGGUAGUAUUAUUUUUUAACCGUAGUUAGUUUUUUGCAUUUCUAUUAAAUGGUGUAAAUUGGUUGGUUGGUCCCUGUGAAAAUGUAUUGUUCUUGACAAAAUCUCUACUUUUUUUUAAUGUGAACAUGUGGUUAGUUAUAUCAUUAUUGAGCAAUAUAAACAUGUUAAUUUCAAACCAAAAAUAAAUUGUUUAAACCAUAUUUUAGGUACUCCAGUGCAUAAAUAGGUUGGAAUUACCAAUUUAAAACAUUACCAUUUGCAUAUUAUCCAAAUAAGUUGCAAUUUUUUAUUUAGUUUUAUUCAACUAUAAGUAGGUAGUCAAUUUUUAUAAACUCUUUAAGAAUCUAAAUAAUAAGACAUCAAUAGAAAAACAUGAGGUUAGAUAAAAGUUUAAAUAAUUAAUUAAAAACCAAAAUGUACCAAAAUCAGGUUUACCUAAAUUGGCUAAAUCCAUAGAAGACUACUCUAUUCAGAAUAAAAGUACACCAGUAUGUGCACGCACAAUUAAACAUUCACACGCAGCUAGACCACCUAAACUUUCAAUCACCGAUUGUACGUCGAUUUCGACUCGUUUUUAUCUGCCACCAGGUGUGCUCUUAUUCUGAAUAGUAUAAAAAACCAAAUUAUCCAUCUCUAUGUUUGAUAUACACAUUUGUUCCUAUGUUAGUGUAUAAACACUAUUUAUUUUGUUUGUUCAUAUGUAAUUUAUAAGUAAACCGUUGCUAUAGCAAUUGUAUUAAUCCAAAAUAUUAAACAUUUAAAUCACAUACUAAAAUAAUAUUAAAUUACAUAGAUUGAUAAUUAUUUAAAAUUUGAAAGUAGUGAAGAAAUUUAGUUUUAUCAAGAUGAAUUUUUUUCCUAUGAAAAACAUUUUUUCUAUUAGUAAUAAUGUUCUGAUUUUGUGUCAUCCAGUACCUUAAAAGGUGUGGAUUUAUGACUGGUGGUAUUUAAUUAGACAUUUUAAAAAACUGUUUCAAAAAACAGAAAAAAAUCAAUAACAUAAUGCAUAGUUUUCUGUGUUACCAGUGAAGAAAUAUGAAUAUUAUAAUCUUAUCAGUUUACCGAGAUAAUUUUAAUUGAAUAUGAUUUACUACUGGCUUACAUUUUAAAUGAUAAAAUAAUGACUAAAUUUUUGUUUCAUACCUAUCUAUUGAUAUUUGAUUACCAAAUUUAUAUUUCAAAUAGAUUUUUAAUUAUUUGUCAUGAACCAUGAUAUAACUAGUAAUACAAUUAGGACCAUAUUUAUUCAAAUUAAAUCAUUAUAUUUUAAUUAGAAAUUUAAUACUAAAAGUAUAAUAUAUAAUAAUUUUAUUGUAAUGGAAAAUAAAUUAUGGGUUGUAUACAUACAUAUAUACAAAUAUUUUAGUUUUGAGUAAAGUGAGGAAUGUACUGGUUUUAUAAUGAUGUUUAUUUUUAUAUAUUUAUAUAAUACAUAAAAAUUCUAAAAGAAAUCUUGUUCCAAUGUUCAAUGUAGCACCAUUUUGAAAGAAAAUUUUCCUGGGAAGGUACUUUAAGGAGGUAAUAUUUUAAUUUUUCAUGCAGUUUUCGAGAAAAACUGGAAAAUCAACGAAAAUAAUGCUUUUAUUAUUUUCAAUUUUGUUUGUUUGUUGUAAUUUAAUUAAAAAUGUUUGUAAACUUGAAAUUUAAACAAACCUAUAUUUGCCUUUUAUAGACAUUUUAAUUUUGUGAGUUUUAUACGUAAUAUUUAUUUGGUAGGUACUUUUACUGUGUUAGACCAAACAGUAAUGCUUGAAAAUUCAACAAGAAGUUCAUUAUAAGUUGUACUUAGUGGUCAACAAGAAAACGUUGAGUUUAAUGUAGUAUUUUUUUUUUUUUUUUUUUAAAUUUUAAUAUUAAAUUUUGACAAAAAUCAUGUAGCCUUUUAAAACAUGUAUAACUAAACUCCACUCAGAAUUGUUUUUCGUUAUCAUUGAUUAAUCAUUGUCUACAAAAAUACAUAAAUUUCCCUUCUAUAUCCUACACUCUCAACUUCUCACCUACAACAGUGACCAAUCCAUCGUGAGAAGUAUGACUGUCUUUUUAAUAAUAUAUUUGAAUGCUAUGUAAUUAUGUUUGGAAUAAAAAUUACCUAUUUUUUCAGUAUCCCUGGGGAAUUUUUGAUUUUACUGAAUUGUAAUUUUCCCACUAUUUUCAUAUAGGUGUUGAAAGUUUUUGAAUUAAGAAGACGUUAUACCCGCAUCUACUGACUCAGUCCAAUUACCUGGUAAAAUGCAAAAACAAUGCUUAUGCAGUAUAAGUAAAACUAACUUAAUUUUAGUGUAAAAUUACCUAUUAUGAAAUGUAUAGAGAACAAUAUUUUGGAGGGAAUGUCAUACGGUUUUUAUGUUAUUUAAUAUAAUAUAUAGCUCUAUAAGGUACAAAAAUCUUUUUUUUUUAAUAGUUGUUAAUUAAAAAUUACUUAAGACAUUCACUCUAAAAUAUUGUUUUCUAUACAUUUCAUAAUUAACUCUUAAAUUAAAAUUAAGCUUAUUUUACUUGUUCAAUGUAAGCAUUGUUUUUGCAUGUUAACCGGUAAUUGGACUGAGACAGUAAAUGCAGGUAUAAUGUCUUCUUAAUUAUUUUAAUACUAAAGACUAUGCCUUGUUGCUACAAAUCUUAAUCUCCAUUCUCUCUAUUCAUCGUCAAUCAUAUGUAUCAUAUUGUAUUUUUAUGUGUCUGAAUUAUUUUAUUUAAAUUUAAAUACUAUCUUAUCUAUAAAUCAUAAUAAAGGUGUAUCUAUAUUAUGUACAUUGUACAUAUUAUUUAUAUUUUUAAUUGUAUUUAUAAAAUAAAAUAACCAAAUGAUUUUUUACAUAUUAUUUUGGUAUAUAUAAUUUUAUAUUUUGAAUUAUCUUAUAAUUGUUUGUUUCAUUACCAAUUUUUUUUUAUUUUUUUAGUUUUGUAAAUAUUUUAUGGUCAAGUUCUGCCCUCAUGACUUGUUUGUUAAUACUCGUGCUGAUCUUGGAGCUUGUCCAAAAGUUCAUUGUGAAGAAGCUAAAACACAAUAUAAUGAAGCUAGUAAUCGUUCUAAGAUGCAAUAUGAAGAUGAGUUUGUGGCAUUUGCUACUAGUUUAUUAAAUGAUGUUGAGCGCCGCAUCGAAAAAGGCAAACAAAGGUUGGAGCUUAUGAAUAAAACUGAAACGGUUAGUAUUCUGAAGCUAUUUUAUUAUUACUUAGGUAACAUUACAUCAUUUUAAUGUGAGUUCUUGACAAAUAUUAUAAAUAACAUAAUUACAGUUAUUGUUUAUAAUAAACGGUACUUAAAUGAAAUCAAUAAUUUCAUUUGGCCUUAAAAGUUGUUAGCGUAUUCUAUAGGUAAUUUAAAAAAUGCAGAUCGUGGUCAGAUGCUGUAUGUUGAUCAUGGAUGCGGCGCUAACGGCCUCGAAUCUUAAUCACGUCAAAGGUUUUCGAGGUACAUCAUUAAAUAAUUCCCCCCAUUUAUAUAUAUAUAUAUAUUUUUUUUUUUUUUUUUAAUAAUAAAUAAGUUUAGAUAUUAGUUUAAAUUAUAUGUAAAUAAUGGGUAAUAAUAAGUCAAAAAUUUAAACCAAUCACGAAUAUAUUUUUGUAUUUUUAACAUAUCUUGCAAUUUGUUUUAUAUUUUCUCUGUAUUUGGUCAAUUUCAUUUGUUUUUUAGGUUGCUCACAAAAACUUAUGUCAAUUUUUUUAUAUGCGUUUACUCACCAGAUAUUUUAUUUUAGAAAUUCUACCAUUAAGAAUAAAAAAUAAAUAGAUAUAUUUUUAAAUUUAAUAAGAAUAUGAUAUAAGUUUGUUCUUAUAAUUUACGUAAUGCAAAACUUACAAUGAUACAAUUUCAUUACUUAUUGAAUCAUAUUAUGAAGACUUAUUUAUUUUAAUUUUUCAUGAUAAUCGUUUUUAUAAAUAUUUUUAAUAAUAAAAUAACAUACCAUACAACUUGAAUUGAAAAAUAUUUAGCAAUCGAUUCAAAAAAUAUUAGUUAUAAGAAUUUUUUUUUGUUUGCUUAGUUUAUAGGUUAUUACUUAUUAUUGGUAUUAUGUAAUUUUAAUAUAGUUUACAUAAUUUGAAUUAUAAUUAUUUUGGGAAAAAUACUCAUGAUCAGUAACAUAUUAUUUACUUAAAUAACAUUCUGUUGCAAUGUUUUGUAGCCGAUGUCUCAUUCAAAUAGUCAAAGUCAGAAAAACCAAGAGCAAAUAAAAUUGUUAUCAGAAAAAAUUAAUGGAUUGGUGCAAGAAGCUGAACAAAUGGGUACUCGUGGUCAUGUUGAAGAAGCCCAAGGACUCAUGAAGCUUUGCGAUCAGUUAAAGGACGAACGUGAUGCUUUGAGAAAACAAAAUGAAAGCAUUCAUUGGUCUCAAGUAAUUUUUUAAAGAAUAUAACCUAAAAAAAUCACGUUAUGUAUUAAUAUAAUUAUGUAACAUUAUUUUUUUUUGUAGACUUAUGAAUUAGCUGCGGCUCAAGAAAAACAAAUGGAAGUAUGUGAAGUUUGUGGCGCUUUUUUAAUUGUUGGUGAUGCUCAAUCUCGUAUCGAUGAUCAUUUAAUGGGAAAGCAACAUAUGGGUUAUGCCCGUUUAAAAAAUGCUGUUAACGAAAUUCAAGAACAAAGAAAAAAAUAUAUUGAAGAAAGAGAAAAGCAACGAGAAGAAGAGAGAAAAAAGCGUAUGGAUCGCACUAGGUAAUUUUUUUUCUAUCUCAUCUAGUCUGAAAUAUAUUUGAAUUGUAUAUUUAUUGCAGAAGUAACUCCAAAGACAUAGAUAGACAUAGUCGUGAUGCUGACCGAGACAAAAAAUUGAAUAGUUCCAAAGAUCGGUCAAAUAGAAUUGAUAGGUAAAAAUGUUAUAGUAGUGAAAACAUUUGAAACUUAAAUAUUAUUUAGUUUAUAAAUAUUUAUGCACUGAUCAUGUGUUAUUUUUGUAAUUUAUUUCAGUUAUAGAGCUUCUUAAAUCAUUAUAAUCUGUUGUAACUAUUUAUUUCACAGAAAAUCAGAAAGACAUGAAAAAGAAAGACGGAGAAGUAGAAGCCGUGAUCGCCGUAAUAGUAGUAGUCAUAGACAUAGAGGUAUUUAUUUUCAUAUUUUGUUUUAUGUUCUGAAUUAAGUUAUUUCUUUUAUUUGUUUUAUUAUAAGGGCACAAUGGCAAUAGUCGAAGAAAUUAUCAUUAAAAUAGUAUCCAAGAUGACAAUACUUUAAAAUCAUUCAUUACACUUAAGGUAAAUAUUUACUUUUCAUGAUAGAGGUUGUUUAGAAUUGAUUUUUAAAAACUCCAUGCUAUUUAUGAGGUGUAAUUUAAAAAUGAGGGUAGGGUUAAGCAUAUAACUAUGUAACUUAUUAAAAUAAAAACAAAAGAAAAAAUCCAUAAAAAUUAUUUUAAUGAAAAAAAAAUCCUGUUACAACUAUGGUGAAAUUAUCACAUAGCAGAAGAAAAUGGUCAUUAUGGGCGCUUUAUUUUCAAAAAGUGCUUACAAGUCAUUCGAAAGUGCAGAUCUUCAAAAAUUAGAUGUGACUUUUUGUCAGGUAUUUAUAUUAAACGAGGUAUUUAUAUAAAGUAAAAUAUCUGAAGUAAAUAAAUACAAUGAAGUGUUAAUAUAUGUAUGCAUGUAUGUGGAUAUAUAUGUAUAUAUGUAUAUGUAUAUAAGUAUAUGUAUAUUAAUUAAAAUAUUUUAUCCUCAAAAAUUUACCACCCUUUAACACCUAUAUUGGAAAAAUGUUCUCCCAGGCCAAUAAUUUUGCUAUAGAGGAAUCAGUUUAUCGGAUUGAUGUUAUAACAUUGUACUAAAUCCAGGGCUUAAAAUCUAAAAUAUCAUUAAAAAUCGAAAAAUUAUACUUCAAAGUAUAACUUCAAAAAUAUUUUAUUAAUGAUAUUCAAAAUUAAUAUAACAAUUUCAAAGCUCUAAUAAUAGCUCUAUUAAUAUUGUUUGUCAUCAAGUAUUGGGAUUCCCAAUAAUAUAUAUGUAACUAAUACAAAUAUUUUUAGUAGGUACUGACAAUAAUCAAUAUUUGGUUUCUUAGAAUAGAUUGAUUAACAAGGUGUUUUAUUAUUACAAACAUAGUGGGUUAUUGCCAUAAUUUAAUAUAAUAGUCUAUGUUUUUUAAAAAAAAAAUGAUUUUAUCAAUUAUUAGACAAAAUGUAUUCUGUAUAUGAUAUAUACAUGUAUUUAUAUUUCAAUUUGUUAUAUUUGAAUACUAAAUACUACUAUAUUUAAUUUUAAAAUUACUUUAUCUAGGCCCUAGGUGCUUUGCAAGCACAUAUGGAAUUUGUUGAAAAAUAAACCCCCGAUUUCUUAUGCCAAAACACAUAAAAUAAGCUUGUAUUUUAUGUACAGUAUGUUGAUAUGCAACCAUGUAGUGAUAUCAAAAACUGUUCUUAUCAUUUUUAUAUAACUACUGUCAGAAGUAUAAUCAAUAAUAUAUAAAUUUCCUAUAGCGUUUAUAGCGUUUCCUAAACUAUAAGUUGAAAAUGAAAAAAAUUGAGGAAAAACUGAAAAUGUACAAAAUAUAAACAUUAGUUAAAAAUUAUUACGGCCUUUUUUCCUAUGAAAAACUUUUCUAGCAGCAAUUUUGUUCCAAUUUACAAUGACGGCACUUUUUCUGAAAGGUAAUCCGACUAGAAAGAUACUUUAAGGAUGUCAUUUUUUGAUUUUCCCAAGAGUUUUCAAAGCAAAUGUUAUAAACUGAGAAAAUCGGUACAGUAUUAAAAACAAAUAUUAUUAAAAAAAGUAUACAAUAACUAUUUUACCAUAAUAUAACAUAUAUAUUGUUGAUAAAGCAUUACUAUCAACUGAACUCUGCUUGGAAACAUUUUUUCGUUAGCAAUGGUUCAUCAUUCCUUAUAAAAAUACAUUAAAUUCCCUUCUGUAUCCUACCUUCCCAACUUCCCACCAACAACAGUGGAGGUUGCCAUAACAAAAAGGUUGGGAUACACUGAGCUAAACUGUUUUAACUCAAAACUUAGUAAUUUUCAUUGCUGCUACGUUAUUAUAAUUGUAAUAUUUAAUUUUUAAAAUUGAUUUUCUGUAAUGACUGCAACAAUGUGAAAUUUAUAAUAUCAAUAUAUUAUUUAAAUUUAAAUUAAAAAACUAAUAUUAACAACCUAAAUUAAAAUCAAACAUUCUUUAUUUUAAUUUCAAGCCUUUUGACUAAAUCAUUUGACACAAUUUAUGUUAUUAAAUCAGGUGAUUAGCAUUUGCCUACACUACUAAUCUGGAAAUUAAAAUUUAUUUGUUUACAAUUUGUAAAAUGGAACAUUUAGAAUAUGUGACAAGGUUUAACUUGGUAUGAAUUUGAAUACAAUAUAGUGAUACUUAAAAAACUUGUAGCCAUUUUGUAAGUGAGGGUGUUAAUUUAUAGGGUGGUAAGUUAAGUUUCCAAUGUCUGUUUUACACAUGUAUAUACAUUUUAUUAUGUGAAGUAAAUAAUUGUAGGAAAUCUUUUAAUUCAAUUUGUUAUUAUUUUAAUACAUUUACAAAUAAAAGUUAUUGUUAAUGUUUAUUUUGUUUUAUAAUAGAUCUCAAAAUGUAAGCCAGUAUUUUUUAAUAAUUUAAUAUCUAUUAUUAAUCUAGUACUGUUUUAGUAGUAUUUUUAUUGGUGUAAAAUUAUUAACAGAAUUGUUUCAGUAUCAUGUCAAUUACAUAAAAAUAAUAAUAAUAAUAAACAAAAUUAGCUUUUUUUAAUUCUAUUUUCCUAAUUUAUUUUGAAUAAAAUUAAAUUUAAAAGAAGAUUCUAAUUGUAACUUUAAUAUUUUAUACUAUACAUUAUUAUAUUAUUAAAGUAUUACCUAAUAAGCAUAUUAAAUAGCAAUUUACAUUAAAUAGUACUGGGUAAUAAUUUAAGUAUAUUAUUGAUGCAAACAUUUUUGGAAUUUAAAAAAAAAAAUUUGUUAUUCAAAAUGUUUUUUACUUAUAAAUAGUUUAAAUUUCAACUAAAUAUGCUCCUAAGAGUUAUUUGCAUAUUUUUACUCAUUUUACAUUUACAAUUUUAUUUUUAUUUUUUAGAUUGAAUUUGAUGUUGCAGUGUGUUGUAAAAUGUAUAACACAAUCAAAACUAUAUCUUUUUGUCUUAAAAAUUAAAAUUAAAAGCAGGUAAUAUUUCAAUAUACAAAAUUAUUAUAAUAAUUAUUUUAAGUAAGAUUUAAAAUAAACUAUUUACACAACAAAAAAAAAAAAAACAUGUUAUUGUGCUUUUUUUAAAACACUUAUUAUUUUAGUAAUUUACAUUAUAUUAAAAUUAAGAUAAAUACAGCCAUAAGUUAUUUAACUAAGUAAUGCUGUCAAGGAAUCAAAAAACUUUGGUCGAUCUUUGGUUUUUAGUUCAGCAAUGGAUGAAUCGAAGUACUUCAAUUUAACUUCUAUAUUUGUAUUUUUUGCAACUUGCGAAAAUGCUUUUCCAAAAAAACUGAAACAUUAUAUAAUUAUAUUAUACUUAAGAAUAGUAAAUUUAAUACAUAAUGUAAUUUUUUUAUUGAAAUAAAAAUAAAUGAUCUAAUAACAGGUUAAUUUUGUUUUUUUCGUAUCCUUAUGAGAACAAAUUAUUAAUUGGUUUCAAUAGAUGUUUGAAAAUCACUUUUUUUAAUCAGGUAGCUGGAUUAUUUGUUUUGUCUUGUACACUGUUAAUACUAGUAUAACAUUCAAAGAAAUAAAUUAUUAUAAACUGUCAUUAAUUUCAUUCAUAUUUGGUUUUUUUUUUCUUAUUAAUAGUGUUGAUUUCUGGCUUUUGAGUCUAGGUAGAGUAAAAUGUUGAAUAUUGUGUAUUAUUAUUAACUUUUAUUUGUUCAAAAACAAUAAACAGCAUUAAAAGAUUUAAAAACAAAAAUACUACAAGAUCCUCCCCCUUGGACCAUAAAUUCACGGAUCAUGAUAAUACAACAAUAUUUUAGUUUCAAUUUUUUUUUUUCAUACAUUAAAAUGAUAAAUUUAAUUUACCUUCUAGGCAUUGUUUCUGUGAUUGGAGGGAUACCAACUAUUAAACAUGUUUCUUGCUCUGAAUUAAGAGUAGCUGAAGCAAUUAAUGGCAAACGAGUAGAUUUAGUUUUAUGUGAUGAUGCAAUUUGAGCUCUUAGUGCAAAUGAGGCAAUCAUCAUUAAGCAGUGAGGGUUAGAGUAAUGUUGGGAAUGUAACGUACCCUAAAUAGAAAACAAACAUAAUAACAUUAAAAAUUAAAAUUGAUUUAUCCAUUUUUAAACAAUUGUAUAAAAAAAAAUUUAUAAAGUAAUAAUGUACCUCUUGUAUAAUUAAAUAAUAAAAUGGUCCAGCCAAUAUAACUUGUCUCAUGUCCAAAGCAGCUUGAACAUGCCUAAACAUGUUAGUUAAUAUCCACUUGGCUUUUUCUAUUCCUUGAUCCAAUAAAUCUUUCUUUGAUCUAUACA
This is a messenger RNA of Cinara cedri, 9816 nucleotides long. NCBI's taxonomy places the organism in Eukaryota, Metazoa, Arthropoda, Insecta, Hemiptera, Aphididae. The record is from the annotation of a GenBank genome assembly.